AUGAAGGUCAGAUACCUUCGUGCAUUUGUCCUCCUUCACGUGCUGUCUGCCAUGUGUAAUAGCGCUUUGGGAGGCAUUGGGUCACAGGCCGCGGCACCUGGUGCUCACGCGCUCGAUCGCGAGACGGCGACGAGGCUACUGAAGACCCAUGUUGACUUCUUGAACGAGCAAGAAGAUCGAGGAUGGAAGACACUUGACAUCAUGGGUAUCGUCAACGGGUUUGCUCGUGAUGAGGCGCUUAAGGUCUGUCGAGCAACCUCAGCCAGCUCGGCCUUCAUCGCUCCCCCGGAAGGUGGAUUCGUCCAUGGUCAGUAUUAUCUGAAUUCUAAUAGGAUCGUUGCUAAUCUGGAGAACCUAGUUUCUGUGGCUUAUGACCUUUUAUUACAUCACCCGCUCGAGCUGAAGAAUCAGGCGCAGGUUAGCCAAAUUUUCCAACAGAUGCACAGUCUGAACCCGGCCCAAGUGACAUUUGUGUUUCAAGCUGCGAAGAAGCUAACAGAGGCGAGUGCGUCCGUGGAAAAGAUUGAAAAGGCUUUUCGAAAUACGUUUCCACUAGCGACCCUGAAUCCUGAGAGCGCAAUAUACUACACCCUUUUAGCUGCUCACGUUGGCGAUCCCUUCAUCAUCGAAACCCGCAAGAUCAAGGUGCAGCAACUCGAGCAAAUUUCGCGUGAGAUGUUCUCCACCUCCGCUCUCCCAUCGAAAGAGUCGCUACCCUUCCUUCGUAUCAUGGAGCAGCUCAAGCAUUUACCUUUCUUUGAUGCGGUGGUUGUGGUUCAAGCUGCAAAGAAGACAUACGAAACGAAUACACUAGCUGAGAGGGCUAAAGAACAAUUGUUCGGGUACGGCAUCCGACAGAGAAUUGAUCCAUCUUCGAUCAGGCGGGUCUACACAAGUACAAUAACUCCACCCAACUCGGCCAAAUACAAUAGCUAUGUCGUAGAAUUUGUUGAGGACUACGCAAAGGCGUACAUUUAG
Molecule: messenger RNA, 978 nt
Organism: Hyaloperonospora brassicae
Lineage: Eukaryota; Oomycota; Peronosporomycetes; Peronosporales; Peronosporaceae
Source: the annotation of a GenBank genome assembly